Molecule: messenger RNA, 1011 nt
Organism: Gymnodraco acuticeps
Lineage: Eukaryota; Metazoa; Chordata; Actinopteri; Perciformes; Bathydraconidae
Gene: ccdc180
Product: coiled-coil domain containing 180
Exons: 7
Coding region: 149-946 (265 amino acids)
Source: RefSeq, a predicted model, not a curated record
UCUCUCUCUCUGUCUGUCUGUCCCUCUGUCUGUCUCUCUGUCUGUCCCUCUGUCUGUCUGUCUGUGUGUCUGUCAGGACUUCUACCAGAGCGAGCGUCUCAGCAGGUUCCUCCUGGUACCUGACAGUUUCGACCAAUGGGCAGAGAGCAUGCAGCAGAGGCUGCUGGGAUACCAUGAACAGAGCAGGACGCUUCUGAGAACGAGCACAGAGGAGGUGGUGUCCCAGCUGUCUGUGUUGGAGGAGCUUCUGCCUUCGUUAGCAGCAGUUUUAAUAAGUAACCAUGAGCAACGUCAGGGGGCGGGGCUUAGAGAGGAAAUGGGCGGAGUCAGACUCAAGCUGAAGCACACGCUGGUAGCCAGUGAGAAGGAGAAGCGUGUGAACGUCCGUCAGCUGCGAGCGUCUCUCAGAGACGAGGAUCUCCAGACUCUGAGCAGCAGAGAGAAGCUCAGACAGCAGCGGCUGCACAGUAACAUCUGCACCAAACACCUGGAACUACAGGUGUGUUUGAGAGUCCGAGGGGAGGAGUUUGUGACAUCACUGGCCUCUCUGACAGAGCAACUGCUCUCACAACUGGACAACCAGCCCAUACCUGAAGUAACCGAGGCUGCGGCGCCACACCUGCGCUCUGAUGUUGGCACCGUUAGCAUGGAGACAUCCAGCAGGGUCUGGCCUGGGAUCCCCUACCUGCCCGCCCCCACCAGCUGCACACCUGAGUCCCCGCCCACUGUUACCACAGCAACAACAGCCGCCACCACCACCUCCAGGUGCACCCUGGGACAUCUGGCUGUCAUUGAACAGAGGGAUGCUGCUGUGAAGAGGUUCGAGCAGCUGUUCAGUUCGGAGGUGUCCCUUUUAGACAACGACCAACGAAGAAGACUGAGUGAACUACAGAUCUGGAUCACACACUGGAGACAGCAGAUACACACACUAACACACACACACUAACACACACUGGAGACAGCAGAUACACACACACACUAACACACACUGGAGACAGCAGAUACACACAC